GGUAAGGUACUUAUAAUAAAUGAAAUUCAACUUUUUUUCUUUUCUUUUCUUUUUUUUCAGGCAGUGCUGAAGACAGCUCUCUUCCGCUACGGGGCUUUUCCUGUUCGCUGUCGCAUGUUAUGAUUUCAUCCGUACACGCGGGAGUCAGCCGUUUAUACAGGAUAAAGAUCAUUGAUGUUGCCGUGCUGAUGUCCCGCCCUCCUCCAGACCCACUGUACAUCCUUAGGGGUUCAGGGGCUCCAGUGAACACCCUUCACUUCUGCUGUGGUGGGGAUGGACCACCAUUUCUCUACUCUGGGUCAGGUAAAGGUGCGAUCCAUGUCUGGAACCUGACCACCAGGAGAGCAGAACAUGUUUUAGAGAGCCAUGCUGGGAACUCUGUUAUCUGGCUUCACACCUUCAAAGACAGCAGCAGCAGCCUCAUCAGUCAGGGUCGGGACAUGCGGGUGUGCGUGUGGGAUCUGUCUGAAGACCGCAGCACAGUGACGGACUCUCUCCUCACGGGCAGUGUGGGGUUCUGUCAGUGCUCUCUGUUGGAGUCCCGGCCCGGGUCCGCUCUACUGGCCCACCCCACAGAACACAUGGAGGAGGUGAGCGUGGUGGAGAUGAGGAGCUGGACUCCGGUGUGCACUCUGAAACCUGAUUCAAAGCUGGGGAUGCUCAUGUGUAUGAAGAUGUGGCAGGCGGAUUCUGGUCCUGUUCUGUGUGCUGGGUAUGAGGACGGCUCUCUGGUGUUAUGGGAUGUUUCCCAUCGCCGUCCGUUCAGCUGUCUGAAGGCGCAUCCUGAGCCAGUCAUGUGUCUAGAUGUUGAUGUAUGCAGGCAGAAAGGCAUUUCUGGGUCUUCAGAGAAGAUUCUCCAAUCCUGGACAUUUGACAAGCAGCAAAACCUUCAGAUGAAUGCGGCCGGAAACGAUGGAAAAACAUACAGAGAGCGUCAGCUUUCAUUUGUUCUCUGACAGCCGCAAGACCACGCCAAACGCUGUGAGUGCAGGUUAGAAAUCAGGAAUGGUGAGAGAACAUUGUGCUUGGUACAUUUUUUAUCUUCAAACCAAACGUAGGUCGUCUCCAGUCGACAAAGUUUAAAUCCUGUCUGUCUAGUGCCCUUACCAUAAUGUUUACGAUUUAGAUCAGUAGGUGGAGAGUAGGUGGUCUUUUGUGGCUGUUCGCAUUUGACCACAUGAGCGACUCCACCACAAAAGCAACCCGGUCGAAUGCGUUUUCGACUAACUCUGGAAGUGGUCGAAAGUGAACAAGCUCAAAACAUUUUAGACACUGUUUACACCUGUAUUUAGCGUCGUCCACUUGAGAUCCGUUCGACCAAAAUGCAUCUUAAUACCAGGUGUAAACAGGGCCAAAAUGUACAGUGUAGUUUGCUACACCUCUGAAUCAACUUUCCUUUUUUGUCUGAUUUCACCAAGGUCUUGUGGACUAUUGGUUAAUGUUUAAAUAGGAUACUGUUUUAGGAUACUGUUGUAAGUAAUACAGCCUUUCUAAAACCAAACUUACCCGUAGUUAAUCCAAUUAUGUAGUUCUACUUAUUUUAAUAAAGGACAGCAAUAAUCACAUAUUGAUUUAAAUUUGAAAAAGAAGCGUUACCAUUGGGAUUUGUCAAGAUGCUCUCAAAGGUGAACUUGACCUUCAGCCUCAAAGUUCGGUCAAAAAGCCUCAUCAAAAUUUCGAUGCCAUCAAUAUUUUAACAAGAUAUUUUUGUCCUUCCCUUUGACUCCCCUUUUUCUGCUACAGGACAUCCACUUUUCCAUGUUCUUUUUUUUUUUUUUUGUAAAUAUUAUGUUUCACUUUAAUAUCAAAUUAAUUCAGUUUUGUCAUUUCUUUGUCUUUUGUAGACAAGAAACAAGGAUGCCAACAGUUUAACCCAUUUAGUGUUAGCUAUUUUUGGCCAAAGUAAUAUUAGUUACUAGAGAUGUUUUUAUUAUUGUCCAUCAGUUAUUAGUAAACUGCAGUUAUAUUCUCACCCUCUAUCCAAAUAGUAACUGGUUGUUCAGUUCAGUUCUCUACAAAGAUUGAAUUAAAAUUCAGCUGUCACUCCUGUAAAUAAUCAAACACUGUGUGUGCAGAACGAUUUAAGGCUGGAAUACACUACAUGACUUUUAGGGUGUGUUCACACUUGGCAUGUUUGAUUAGAUUAAAACGAACCCUUGUGCGAUUGCUCUGUUAGUGCGGUUCAUUUGAAUAAGUGUGAAUGCUGCCUUUCGAAUCCUGGUGCGCACCCAACAAGUGGACCGAGAAACAAUGGGUCUCUGUCCGCUUCCAAAACUAACUCUGGUGCAGUUCGAAUGAAAUAUGAAUGCAACAUGGACCAAAGACAUGUACACGAACCAAAAACAGGACAUGAUGUCACAAGAUGCGACCCUAACAAGGACAGAAUGCUCAAGCAUACCUGUUUUUCUCAUCAUAGUCGCAAAGUUGCUCAUUACAGUUCUCCUUGAAGCAGAUUUUUGUUUAUGUGUGUGACGGAGGGAUUCCUGCCGCUGUUUUGACUCCUUUACACUUUCUAUACGCUCUUCACAAGUUCUCAGCUGGUCAAAAUACCAUGUAGCAUUUAGUGCAUUUAGCUCAUUGUUUUGGAUGUUAGGUAAGUUCCGUAACGAAAUAUACGUCAUAAAAGCCGACCAAUCAGGUUUGUUAUCUUUAGGUUCAGGGUUAAAAAUGCCAAUGUGAACGCUAAGCGAACCAGGACUAAAUGUUUUUUUUUUUUUUUUUGUCCUGACCAAACAAACCAAACGAACCAAACUACAAGUGUGAACACACCCUUAAAGUCUGCACAGAUUUUAAAACACUUGACAUCAUACAGUUGCCAACUUUGUAAAUUGUUCCAAAGAAAAACGGCAUCAUACACUAAAUGACUGAGGAUCAUAAGCCGCUUUUCCACCGUUGGGACAAAUGGUUCUAAAAACGGUAAGGAACGGUUCCAGUUAUAUUUCCAUUUGAACUUGGUUCGACACUGCAAAAUUACAAACCAUUCUCGGCCCGGAAAUCUCAGCAUGGUUGGCUAAAUCUGUCAACUCCGACUGCCCAAAAUCUGCAGAUUGGUGCAGACUUUCAACAACUAUUGUUAACUCGUCCAGACUGCAAAUCGGGGCAAAAAUCUGAACAAGAGUCGUGUAGUGUAUUCCAGCCUUUAGGCAUUUAGUAGUAAAGUAACAGUAUUGAGGAGUGUUUUAGCAGUGGUGUGUACGUGGCCAUGCAGACACACACCACCUGAUACACUUGGAAAGUAUUUGGCUAGAAUUUAAAGUUUCCUCAGGUCUGUUGUAUAAUAAAUCAGUCUCUUUUACUUUAGAUUGGCAACUCUCAGCUACAAUGUGAUGUCAUACUGUAGUUCUAGGCCAGAUUUUGCCUCUAGACAAAAACAUCUCUUCUCCCACAAUACUGUGCGCAUACAAACGCUUUUAUAUUUAUAUUUAUACAGCAUUCUUAAAAAAUGAGCAC
Ctenopharyngodon idella (grass carp) is the source of this 3450-nucleotide messenger RNA. It is a transcript of the gene gnb1l, whose product is annotated as guanine nucleotide binding protein (G protein), beta polypeptide 1-like. Lineage: Eukaryota; Metazoa; Chordata; Actinopteri; Cypriniformes; Xenocyprididae. Gene Ontology annotation, molecular function: protein binding. The transcript has 7 exons. The coding region runs from base 120 to 956 and encodes 278 amino acids. The record is from RefSeq and is a predicted model, not a curated record.